AUGGAAGCCUUGGAUACACGAAUUAGGACUUUACGGAGGGCCUUCGAGGAAUUAGAGGAAGAGUUUACAGACUCUAUUUUUAAAAUAAACUCCAAAGGAGUAGAAGAUUAUGAGGAGGCGAUAAAACAGUCAGAAAUUCGACAGGAACAUUUGAAGGCGUUACUAACUCUAACGAAGGAGAGAGCUUGUGAUGAAAUAAAAACUGUUAGGAAAGAGGUGAAGAGUACCUGGUCUAGGAAGUACAAACUGGAAGGCGUUAUGGAGUCUCAAAUCGCCUCCUACGAUGAAGAGAUGACCGCUCUGCAGGGCAAGUAUGAUGAAUUGAAAAAGGCGUUCGAUAGCGAGAAAGAGCAAAUGGAUAAUUAUCAGACGAAGAUGGCGGCUCUGUGGGUCGACCAUGAAGAGAUGUUAACUCAGAAGGAGGCAGAAAGGGAGCGAAAAAGAGCGGCGGAUACACGUGACGCCGCAGUGACAGAGGCCUGCAAGGUGAUCGAAACUUAUGCUCGUGCCUUCCUCGCUCGUAGGGCUGCAGCCGCCCCUGCCACAUCUCGCAGACGCCGCCGAGAGGAACGUUAA
Molecule: messenger RNA, 576 nt
Organism: Hydatigera taeniaeformis
Lineage: Eukaryota; Metazoa; Platyhelminthes; Cestoda; Cyclophyllidea; Taeniidae
Source: the annotation of a GenBank genome assembly